Echinostoma caproni is the source of this 2763-nucleotide messenger RNA. NCBI's taxonomy places the organism in Eukaryota, Metazoa, Platyhelminthes, Trematoda, Plagiorchiida, Echinostomatidae. The record is from the annotation of a GenBank genome assembly.
AUGCGCCUUCAUCACCUGCUCCACAUCUGUUUUCUUAUCAGCGUUUGUGUGGCUGUCAAUAGAGAUAACUUCAAGACAUGUAAACAGAGCUCGUUCUGUACCCGACAGCGCGGAUAUACACCAGAUGCUGCUUAUAAAAUAGCUCCUGAGAGUAUUAAGAUUGCGGACCACGGAAUCUCAGCAUAUUUGGCCAAAGCAGAAGGCAACCAGACACUUGAAAUAUCCAUAGGAUAUUUAGCCUUUUCGACGUUUCGUGUUACGAUUGACGAGGUCAAUGCUGAGCGCAAACGUUAUCGUCUAUCUGCCGGUGAUGCGUUACGGCUAGAUCCGAAGCUGUAUCCAGUAAAAGUGGACCGAACCAGUGACAGUGUGGUACUGUCUGGAAGCAAAAAUGAGAAAAUGGUGAUGAACUUUGACCCGUUUUCUGCUGAUUUCUUUCUGGACAAUGUUCUUAUCGAACCCGCCAAAGCAACUACAGAAUCCAAUCUGGAAAAUACCUUACCCGAGGACACACAGAAUUCAGAGAAUUUAGAGAAUUCAGAGCCCCAUGAAUCUUCGGAUGAUGUUGACUUCCUUGGUUUCGUCCACGCUUAUGGUAUUCCCGAACAUGCGGAUAAUCUGGUGUUGAAACCCACUGAUAAAGGUGAUCCUUAUCGGUUGUACAACUUGGAUGUGUUUGAAUACGAAUUAGACAGCCCCAUGGCUCUUUACGGCACGGUCCCUUUGCUUUGGGCGUUGAAUCCAAAUCACACCAUCGGAUUGUUUUGGCAUAAUCCGAGUGAGACAUGGAUUGAUAUUCAGUACUCGGAACAUCCGACUGAUGGAUUCCUGGCCAAAUUGCCACGAUUGUUCUCAAAACCAGAAAGUUACGUAAAAACUAGAUGGAUGUCUGAAUCUGGUGUGAUUGAUGCGUUCGUCAUACUCGGGCAUGCACCGUCAGAUGUCACGCGUGCUUAUGCACACUUGACGGGGACCACACCGUUGCCUCCGUUGUUCGCUCUUGGUUAUCAUCAAAGUCGGUGGAAUUACAAUGACCAAGAUGACGUUCUGACCGUGGACCAGCAGUUCGACGCGCACAAAAUACCGGUAGAUGUGAUUUGGUUGGAUAUCGAACAUACCGAUGGAAAACGCUACUUCACUUGGGAUCAGUCCAAAUUUCCGAAUCCCAGUGAAAUGGUUGACAAAUUAUUGGCAAAAGGUCGAAAACUGGUCACCGUUGUAGACCCGCACAUUAAGAAAGAUUCCGGUUGGAAUAUCUAUAAUGAUGCUCAUGCAAAGGAUAUACUGGUGAAAACGCACGAUGGAGCUGAUUUCGAUGGUUGGUGCUGGCCCGGAUCCAGUGUGUGGCCUGAUUUUACAAGUCCUCACGUUCGUCGGUGGUGGUCUGAAAUGUUUUUGCAAUAUGAGCCCAAACAGAGCAACUCUGUGUUCAGUUGGAAUGAUAUGGGUGAACCGUCCGUGUUCAAUGGUCCCGAAGUGUCAAUGCACAAGGAUGCAGUUCACGCUGGAGGUUGGGAGCAUCGUGAUGUGCACAAUAUAUACGGUCUGUAUAUACAUCAAGCCACGUGGGAAGGACAUUUGUUGCGUUCUGGUGGCAAGGAGAGACCGUUUGUUUUGACGCGAGCGUUCUUCGCCGGAUCCCAACGAACGUGUGCUGUGUGGACCGGGGACAAUACAGCCGAUUGGGGUCACUUGCGAAUGUCGAUUCCAAUGUCCCUGUCUCUGUCCAUUAGCGGUAUCAUCUUGACCGGUGCGGAUGUGGGCGGGUUCUUCGGAAAUCCGGAUAAUGAAUUACUGACCCGUUGGUAUCAGGCUGGUGCAUAUCAGCCAUUUUUCCGCGCUCACGCUCACAUGGAUACAAAACGACGCGAGCCGUGGCUAGUUCCGGAACCCUAUCUUCACACGAUCCGUGAUGCCAUUGUGACACGGUACCAGUUACUUCCCUACUGGUACACAAUGUUUGCUCGUGCGGAAGCGGACGGUCAACCCGUCAUGGCUCCAAUGUGGUAUCAUUUCCGUCACUUGGAGAACACUUACAAUUUGGAGCUGCAGUACAUGAUCGGUGAGGCCGUCCUCGUUAGACCAGUGACCACAAGCGGUGCAAGCUCUGUGGAUGUCUAUCUCCCGCCGGGUACCUGGUAUCAUUUCCCUACUCUUCAGGGAGAAGGCACAAUCUCUUUUCCUGUCGAUUUAUCUGUGAUCCCGGUGUUCUAUCGUGGAGGUUGGAUUAUCCCACGUCGUGAACGUGUUCGUCGUUCUUCGUGGAAAAUGAGGGACGAUCCAUUCACUCUAUACGUGUGCCUUGACCCAACACUUAGCGAGGCGCAUGGGUUUUUGUACUUGGAUGAUUAUCACUCCAUUUCUCGCGAAACGGCUCGUUUCUUCCGUAUUAUCUAUCAUGCCAAUUCGGACCCAGUAGUCAAAGGUCCAGCCGGAGGUCAUCUCCGUUUCGAGAGGAUUCCCGUUCCAGGGACUACCGUUUUGCCCGAUCGAGAUCCGGCCACAUCGAGUCCAGUGCCCCAAAUCGAACGUAUUGUGUUUGUCGGUCUGUCUCACGAGAUCGAACGAGUAACUGUGAUUGAGCGUUCGGGAACUCGCCGAUCGGUGGAAUUCACUCAAGACCCGGACAGUCAAUCUGCCGACCAACGAUAUUUCGGUUCGUUACGUUUUGGUGUGCUUGUGGUUCGCCAGCCGCUUGUGAAUGUGGCCGAUGAUUGGGAAUUGCAUUUGGUCACGGGGACUGAGAUGAAGGGAGAUCUAUAA